Messenger RNA from Rangifer tarandus platyrhynchus (Svalbard reindeer), 2742 nucleotides. The record is from the annotation of a GenBank genome assembly. Lineage: Eukaryota; Metazoa; Chordata; Mammalia; Artiodactyla; Cervidae.
AUGGCGACAGCUCCUGCAGCUGCCUUUGAGGCCCUCAUGGAUGGAGUGACAAGCUGGGAGGUACCCAAAGGCCCUGUUCCCAGUGAACUCCUUCUCACUGGAGAGGCCGCCUUCCCAGUGAUGGUGAACGACAAAGGCCAGGUCCUCAUCGCGGCCUCCUUCUAUGGCCGAGGCCGCCUGGUGGUGGUGUCCCACGAGGGCUAUCUGCUGGGUGCCGGCCUGGCCCCGUUUCUUCUCAAUGCGGUGCGCUGGCUCUCUCCCUCUGCUGGGGCGCCUGUUGGUGUGCACCCGUCCCUGGCGCCCCUGGCAGACAUCCUGGAGGGCUCCGGGGUGGAGGCACAGGUUCACCCAGAACCAGCAGAACCCCUGGAGGUUUACUGCAUCAGUGCCUACAAUGACACCAUGGCUGCCGAGCUGAUCCAGUUUGUGAAACGUGGCGGGGGCUUGCUCAUCGGGGGCCAGGCCUGGUACUGGGCCAGUCAGCACGGUAGUGACAAGGUGCUGUCCAGGUUCCCAGGGAACCAGGUGACCAGUGUGGCCGGAGUGUACUUCACUGACACCUAUGGGGACAAAGGCUGCUUCAAGGUCUCCAAGAAGGUGCCCAAGAUCCCUCUCCAAGUCAGGUGUGGGGAGGACCUCAGACAGGAUCAGCAGCAGCUCCUGGAAGGGAUCUCGGAGCUCAACAUCGGGACCAAGGGACUCCCCUCGCAGCUGCUGGUGCACGGGGCCCUGGCCUUCCCCCUGGGCUUAGAUGCCUCUCUGCGCUGCUUCCUGGCAGCUGCCCGCUAUGGCCAGGGCCGGGUGGUCCUGGCUGCCCAUGAGGGCAUACUCUCUGCUCCCAGUAUGGGAACCUUUUUACUCAAUGCUGUGCGCUGGCUGGCCAAAGGCCAGACGGGCAAAGUUGGGGUGAAUACCAGUCUAGAAAAACUGCACGCCCUGCUGUCGGAGCACGGACUGGAGUGCAGUCUUGAGCCCCACCUGACGAGUGACGUGUGCGUCUACUGCUGUACCGCUUACAGCAACAGGGAGGCUAAGCAGCUGCAGGAGUUUGUGGCCGAGGGUGGGGGCUUGCUGAUCGGGGGCCACGCCUGGUGGUGGGCCUCCCAGAACCCCAGCCGCUCCGUGUUGGCUGAUUUCCCCGGUAACGUCAUACUGAACAGCUUUGGCCUCAGCAUCCUAGCUUGGACCAUGGACCCGGGCUGUUUCCCAGUCCCUUCCGCCGACAGCCUGAACUACCACUUCCGCAAGGCACUGUCUGAAUUCCAGGCUACCUUGAACCUCAAGUGUGGCAACUUGGAGAAGAACUGGCUGGCGAAACUGAGAGUGGAUGGACCUGCCUUCCUCCAGAUUCCCGCAGAGGGGGUCCCUGCCUAUGCCUCCCUGCACCGGCUCCUGAGGAAGCGGCUGCGUCUUUCGGGGUUCCCAGCUGUGAGCCGGGAGAACCCGGUGGCCGGCGACUCCUGUGAGGCGGUGGUGCUCUGCCUGGCCACGGAGCUGGGGCACUCUGGCACUGACUGCUCCGAGCUGGCACAGGCGCUUGGAGCCUGGUCCUGCGGCUCCAACCUGUGCCCAUCGGAACACACAGUGGAGAUCGAUGCACGCAACCCAGGUGCCGGUGAUGCCUGGGUGAGUACAGGGCUCUACCUCCCAAAUGGACAGCUUACAGAAGUCUCCUUGUGUGAAGCUGCAGCUUGCGCCGGCCUCAAGUUACAGAUUGGCUGCCACACCGACAACUUGAUGAGUGCCAGCAAGCUGUUUCGAGCCCCUGUGGUGACUCACCAGUGCUAUAUGGACAGGACCAAGCAGUCGGUCUCCAACCUCUGGGGCGGUCUUCUCUAUGUCAUCGUGCCCACGGGCUGUAACCUGGGGCCCGUGUCCAUCACCAUCAAGAGGGCUGUGCGUGCCCCGUAUUUCAAGCUGGGUGAGACAUCCCUGGAGGCGUGGAGGAGCUGUGUUCAGGAGAGCCCGGCUCCCUGGGGAGAGCUGGCGACGGACAACAUCAUCUUGACGGUGCUGACUGCGGACCUCCGGGCCCUGGAGGACCCGGAGCCCUUGCUCCGCCUCUGGGACGAGAUGAUGGAGGCUAUAGCCAGGCUGGCAGCCCAGCCCUUCCCUUUCCGCCGUCCAGAGAGGAUUGUUGCUGAUGUGCAGAUCUCAGCCGGCUGGAUGCACUCGGGCUACCCCAUCAUGUGCCACCUGGAGUCCGUGCCGGAGCUCAUCAAUGAGAUGGCCAUGAGAAGCCGAGGGCUCUGGGGACCCGUGCACGAGCUGGGCCACAACCAGCAGCGGAAGGAGUGGGAGCUCCCCCCCCACACCACCGAGGCCACCUGCAACCUGUGGUCGGUCUAUGUGCACGAGACGGUCCUGGGCAUCCCCAGGGCUCAGGCCCACCCAGAGCUGAGCCCUCCAAAACGGGAGAAUAGGAUCAAAACACACCUGGAAAACAGAGCCCCUCUGUGCAGCUGGGAAGUAUGGACAGCUCUGGAAACAUAUCUGCAGCUCCAGGAGGCCUUUGGGUGGGAGCCGUUCACCCAGCUCUUUGCUGAGUACCAGACCCUCUCUGACAUCCCCAGUGACAACCCUGGCAAGAUGAACCUGUGGGUGAGGAAGUUCUCUGAGAAGGUGCAGAAGAAUCUGGCUCCAUUCUUCGAGGCCUGGGGCUGGCCUGUUGAGAAGGAGGUGGCUUCCAGCCUGGCCUGUCUGCCUGAGUGGGAAGGAAACCCCAUGAGGGCGUACAUCUAG